Etheostoma spectabile (orangethroat darter) is the source of this 505-nucleotide messenger RNA. Its product is annotated as protein MTSS 1. Gene Ontology annotation, biological process: adherens junction maintenance; positive regulation of actin filament bundle assembly. The transcript has 3 exons. Bases 129 to 464 code for a protein of 111 amino acids. Gene Ontology annotation, cellular component: actin cytoskeleton; cytoplasmic side of plasma membrane. The record is from RefSeq and is a predicted model, not a curated record. Lineage: Eukaryota; Metazoa; Chordata; Actinopteri; Perciformes; Percidae. Gene Ontology annotation, molecular function: phospholipid binding; actin binding.
CUCUGCAGGUCAUUGUGGACCCGAAUGCUGAAGGGCAUCCGAGGUGAACCGGGUCCUACCAAUACCUCCGCCCUCGUCACCGAACCCAGUAAAGCACAGCACCAAACGUAGUUUCCAGGAAGUCAAGCAUGUGCAGCAGCCUGAACAGUGUGAACAGCAGUGACUCUCGCUCCAGCGGCUCCCACUGCCACUCCCCCACCUCCCAUUUCCGUUACCGAGCCUCCUCCUCCUCCUCUUCCUCGGUGCUGCCCCAGCAGACGCCGGCCCGCCUCUCCUCCAUCUCCUCCCACGACUCGGGCUUCAUCUCCCAGGACGCCUUCCAGUCCAAGUCCCCGUCCCCCAUGCCGCCGGAAAGCUCCCAGUCGUGUGUCUCCCUUUAUCCGAGGAGCCUUCCUCUUCCUCCUUUCCUCACCCUCUCACAGCGAGCCCCACUCUGGGCUACAACAGGUGAACAUCACACAUGAAAGAGACCAAACACACACACAAAAACACACCACACACACAC